Molecule: messenger RNA, 681 nt
Organism: Dioscorea cayenensis subsp. rotundata (Guinea yam)
Lineage: Eukaryota; Viridiplantae; Streptophyta; Magnoliopsida; Dioscoreales; Dioscoreaceae
Product: putative invertase inhibitor
Exons: 1
Coding region: 1-567 (188 amino acids)
Molecular function (GO): enzyme inhibitor activity
Source: RefSeq, a predicted model, not a curated record
AUGAGGCCUUUAAAGUGUGUGUACUUAUUCAUCUUCAUAUUGUACCUAAGUGUUCGACAAAAUGCCGCAGCAACAAGCAAGGACGGGACGUGCGCGACGGUGGCGGGCGUGGACGAGACGUGCAAGACAUUGGCCGAAGGCGAGGACGAUAUCAACCUAGACUUCUGCGUAUCGACACUGAAGUCCGACCCGCGCAGUGCGUCGGUGGACAUGCACGGGUUGGCUGUGAUCGCUACCCGGCAGCUUCUCGCGCACGCGUCGAGCACGGAGUCGAAGAUUGAGGAGAUGAUGGAGCUGGAGAUGGAUGGGAAGGAGAAGGAUGCGUUUGGAUCUUGCUUGGAUGAGUAUAGAGAUGCGUUGGAUAAGCUGAAUGAUGCGCUGGAUAAUCUGAAUUCGAAGCUGUAUGAUGAGGCGAUUGCGUUGAUGGAGAAGGUGUUUGAUGCCGGCGAGAUUUGCGAGGAGGCGUUCCUGGAGGUGCAGGAGGGAGCGUCGCCGGUGGCUUCGGAGGAUCGGAACUAUGGGCAGUUGGCCGGAGUGGCGCUGGCUCUUGCCAAAUCGGUGGAGUGAUUCAGAGCUUCUGUGAAUGAAGGAAUGCACGCAAGGUGUUUGUAGUUUUGUCUUUUAAAUUUUUAAUUUCUUUUUUUUUAAAAAAAAAAUUUCCUCCCUUUUAUUGUGUUGGUC